Messenger RNA from Ochotona princeps (American pika), 1089 nucleotides. RefSeq names its product WD repeat domain 38 (gene WDR38). Gene Ontology annotation, molecular function: protein binding. NCBI's taxonomy places the organism in Eukaryota, Metazoa, Chordata, Mammalia, Lagomorpha, Ochotonidae. The record is from RefSeq and is a predicted model, not a curated record.
AUGUCCGGUGUUUCGGCUCCCGUGAGGCCCCGCGGGACGGUGGCUGUUGCCCAUGACCAGCAGAGGCCCCGGGAGGCUGGCUGUGGGGAGAGUAAAGUUCUUCAGCCAGCACGGGGGCGAGGUCAACUUCUCUGCCUUUUCCCCCCCAACGGCCAGAUCCUGCUCACAGCCUCAGACGAUGGCUGCGUGUACGGUUGGGAGACCCACAGCAACAGGCUGCUGUGGAGGCUGGAGGGCCACACAGGCCAGAGGCCUCUGGGCGUCCUGUGCUCCUGCCCCAGGUCCCCGGACGGCCGCCUCUGUGCCAGCACGUUCUGCGACUGCACCAUCUGCCUCUGGGAUGUGAGAGCCAAGUGUCUGCGGGUGCUGAAGGGCCACCAGCACAUUGUGGAGACCGUGAGCUUCAGCCCAGACUCCAGGCACUGGGACAAGCGGGUGAUGCUGUGGGAGGUGCAGUCGGGCCAGAUGCUGCAGCUCCUGGCCAGGCACCGGGGCUGGGUGCAGAGCAGUGACUUCUCCCCCAGGGGUGACUGCCUGGCCACUGGCUCCUGGGCCUCGACGCGCGUCUGGGACCUGCGUGCAGGGACCCCAGUAGUCUUCCAGCAGGAACUCAAGGGCCACGGGAGCAACAUCAGCUGUCUGUGCUACUCUGUGUUGGGUCUCCUGGUGAGCCUUGGGUUCCUGGACAAGACCGUUCACAUCUGGAAGCCGACAACCAGCAGCCUGCUUGUACAGCUCAAGGGCCACAGCACCUGGGUCAGGAGCAUCGCUUUCUCCCCUCAGCUCUGGCUACUCCAUACUGGGCAGCAUGCUGGCCUGGCCUACUCCUCCCACUUCCUUUCUUCCCAGGUCAAGGUCUGGGACUGCAGCACAGGGAAGUGCCUGCAGACUGAAGGUAGGGGAGUCCUGGAUGUGGCCCACACGUGUGCCUUCACCUCCGACGGGAAACUGCUGGUGUCUGGGGCUGCAGACCACGCAGGACGUGAGGCCCGUGGCUCCUCUGGGCGCUCACAGGUCUGUGGGAUGUUCCAGCACUGCACAUGGCCCGACCUCUCCCCGCUGCCAGCCCAGGGCACACAGGUAGGGUAG